Molecule: messenger RNA, 4889 nt
Organism: Rhea pennata
Lineage: Eukaryota; Metazoa; Chordata; Aves; Rheiformes; Rheidae
Gene: RETREG3
Product: reticulophagy regulator family member 3
Exons: 9
Coding region: 1-1323 (440 amino acids)
Biological process (GO): reticulophagy
Source: RefSeq, a predicted model, not a curated record
AUGGCGGCGGCGGCGGCGCGGCCCGCCGGCCCCGGCGAGCGGCAGCGGCGGGUGCAGGCGCUGAGCGCGGCGCUGCGCGGCCGCCUGGGGCCCUACGAGCCGCUGCUGAGCGCGGUGCAGGCCGCGCUGGUGUGGGAGCGGCCGGGCCGCAGCGCGCUGUGCUGGGCGGCGGCGCACGGCCUCUUCGGGUUUUUUGCUCUCACUUCCCUGCGGCUGGUGUUCCUGGUCGCAUUCACCCUCAUGGUAGUAGUUUGCCUAGAUCAGUGGAAGAACAAAAUCUGGCCUGAAAUUGGAGUGGCAAGACCUGACGAAUUAGACAAUGAGAGCUGGGGAUAUGUUCACCCUCGGCUGCUUGGAGUGCCAGAACUGUGUCACCAUUUGGCUGAAGGAUGGGUGGCUGGGACCAACUUCUUAAGAAAUCUCUUUAUUUUCAAGAGGCAAAACCCUGGCAAGUUUUGCCUUCUAGUAUGUGGAGUCUUUACUUUCUUGGCUGUUCUGGGCCGGUACAUCCCUGGACUCUUGCUCUCAUACUUUCUGUUGCUCUUCAUCCUGCUGUGGCCCCUUGCUGUGUACCACAGACUGGGGCAGCGCAUGUACAUGAAGCUGGAGCCAGCUCUGCAGCGGCUGGAUUUCGGUGUUCGAGGCUACAUGAUGUCAAAGCAGCAGGAAAAGCAAUUGCGUCAGCGAGGCCUUAAUCAGGAGGCUACAGAUGAUGGGAGUGACAGUGAAGAGGAGCUUGCUGCAUUCUGUCCCAAGCUGGAUGACUCUGUGGUUGCCAAGGAGCUGACCAUCUCUGACUCGGAGCACUCGGAUGCUGAGGUUUCCUAUACUGAAAAUGGAAUGUUUAACCUUUCAAGAGGCCAGACUCCACUGACAGAGGGAUCCGAAGAUCUGGAUGGUCACAGUGACCCAGAAGAAUCUUUUGCCAGGGAUCUCCCUGACUUUCCUUCCAUAAAUCCAGAAGCAGCUGGCAUAGAUGAUGAAGAUGACACCAGCAUUGGGAUUCCAAGUCUUGCUUACCGCCCACAAGUAACAGAAGAUCUACAUCUCCCUUAUGACCAGGAAGAAUCUGGUGCACUGCCAUCUGUACAAAAUCUCACUAACAACAUCGCUGGAUUUGUCACCAGAGGGAUGAUACAGCUUGCACUAUCAGGAGCCACUCAGCCAGGCUCUUCACACAGUGACAAUCCCCAGAGAGGUGCAAAGACCUUUCUCAGAACAGCCAGCUCAGAUUUGGACACUGAUGCAGAAGGAGAUGACUUUGAACUGCUGGAUCAAUCUGAGCUGAACCAGCUGGAUCCUGCGAGCUCACGGGGCCAAUAAGCAAUCAUAUCACUUCCCUUCUGGUUUUCUGUUGUGCAUCGUGGAGGGAAAUCCUUGAAGGAAAAGGCAUUGCACAGUUACCUAAAUUGUCUCCUGUGUGAGUACAAGUGAUACAAAAACCAAUCCUGGCUGGGAACACCACUGUGACAUGUGACUGUACCCUCGCUUGGAUUUUAAAAUAAACUACACUGGUAAUUCAUAGGGAAAAGGCAUUGAUGUGAUAGCUCCACAAUCACCCAUGUGUUGCUCUGCAUUAUCUGCCAGGAUGCUGCUUACUCCAAACUUCCUCACUUAAGACAAUAAAUCUGGUGUCUAUAGCUCUAGAGACCACUAGUCAGACUGACUUAGCAUCACUGAGGACAAUCUUGUGGCUGACCUUCCUGGGUUGAUGCAUAACAAGGUGAAUGGGAUUGGUUUCCCCUCAGACCUACUGUCUAGGACUUGAUACUUUUCUGUCUUUAAAAUAACCAUUCCCUACUUCUGAAAUGUGCGUAGAAUCUGAUUCUUCUCCCUCAGCAAUAUCCAACUCUGGGUAGAAACUAACAUCUUGCCUCUGUUGUGGACAUGACUGUACUGCCACAGAUGUUUGUACUUGUAGUGACCGCUCAUCUCCAGUUCAAGCUUUCUAGUGAUGCUAUUUUGUAAGAGACACAAUGGCAAUAAGACAUCUGCUGUGAUGACUAGAAUCCUGCGAAGAACAUCUACAUGUGGCAGCUGCUCAUAUGUUGCUUUUCUAAACUAAUGGACUAACAGUUUUUUCUCUGUGUUAUUCCAGAACACAUUCAGCAUGGACACUAGCAAUACUAUACUUCCCUUACACUGCCUCUUAGAGAACUACUAGGGAGAGGUUUUCUGGAGGAGGGAAGAAGUGGAGUUGGCCUCCCUGGCCAGUCUUGUUCUUGGUCUCUGAGACAGCCCAUUGUUUCACAGCUUUGUUUAGUUGAAAACCUGCCAGUAGGAACUGAAUGGAGGACACCAGCUCAAGCAACAAGUGACCAAAGAGCUUGUAACUAUUAUGGUCACUUAAACAAACCAGCAAUCUAUAGGGGAGAGACAUUCUGUAAGCUGGAUGGCCCAAGGCUUCCAGCUCUUUGAGGUAUUGAGCUUUCCCCAUUGCUUUUUCUAAGCCAUAGAAACUAAUACAGAUCACAUUUGUGCAGCAAACAACUUACCUCUUCAGGAAAACUCCCAUUUAUGUGCUUUUUCUUGUCUGAAUCUGCUUGCCUAAAAGUGUUGGCCAUACAGAACUUAGACUGUCCUUGGAACUGAGACAAGGAAGCAGCUGUGGCUGUCUUCAGCCGUAAGUAAGAAUAGUAAGAAUGAGGCUUUAUUAACAUUGCUUUAAUACUAGCAUAAAUCCUCAUUUUGGCCUUGCGAGGACAAACUAUCAUCCAACAAAAUGUUGGAUGCCUUUGGCACCUGAAGUAAACAGCCCGUCCCAAAUCCCUAACAGAGCUGGGAGGUACCAAGUGACCAACUUUGUGUAUUACGUAUACUUAGCAGUCAUUUGUGGGUUUAAAACCUAGUUCUUAUUUCAACUUGGGAUAUCUGUGUUCUCUUCUGUGAGAGAGCUCUUCACCUUGCUCUGGUCACUUAUUGAAUGCUUUCUCGCCUCCUCUUUUCCCUUCUACCUCAUGGUGGAUGGGACUGUAUAGUGAUGGUAUCUGACAGUGUUUAGCAUGAGCCAUCUUUUUAGUAACUGCUGCCACAACAUUCAGCUUCUGUCACUGCUUUGCCUUAUAGGCCAUGACAAAAACUGAGUUGUUGGAAGCCCCUGACUUCUUGGGAGCAAUAACUUAACAAGCCACUAACUAGCACUUUAUAUAGUUCUGCGCCUGAAAUUGGAGCCCAACGUUGUGUAGCUCUUGCUGCCCCAUGAGGUUGUAAUGUUAGUUUUGGUGGGCUAGAUUUCUGAGCUCAAAACAUCUGUACAGUUAUUCUCAAAAGUUUUUUGAAACUGCCCCUGUAUCAGGUGAAUUACAGCUUUGUGUAUGUGUAUAGAAGAGGGAUCUCCUGUGAUCGGAUAUGUUUUAUUUGCCUCCAUGAUGGAAAGAUGUCAGGAUUGUUCAUGAGGACUGGGAUAAGAAGGGAACAGCUGCACUGUACGGUAAUAUCAAGCUGUCUCCAAAACCCAUCAGACCUAUAGGUAAAAUACGUGGUCUUAGAGCGUUCAAGGCGCACACGGUGCCAUGAUGCAGCUGAUGUGACAAGUGGGUAAUUCCUGAAAGCUCAGGCUCUGUUAUACUGCUAGAGAACUGCUCAGAGCUCUGCCAGUGGGGAUUGUUUGGAGAAGGAUUCCCAGGGGUACCAGUGUGAGGGAACUGAGAAAUUUGAAUUCUUGGUUAUUUGCUGUGGAGCUAUAAAAUGUUUCCUCUAUUGUAAGCCCUAGAUUUUUCUUUCCUUUUUGAUAGCUUCGCUCAUAGGCUUUGCCACCUUUGAGGGUGGUGUGGUAUGAACUGAAAGCUUGGAGAGUAUUUUCAGUCUGGCCUUAUUUGCCCAGUCCUACAUGGUUGAACAGGUAAUUCUGAUUCUUCGUAUUCUUUUUCCUAUUUAUAGAGAAGUUACUGCUCAAGAGCAACUAAAGUAUGGGGGUUAACAGUGGGGUAAUGCACUUUGUAGGAGAGAGAAACUGGGUCAUCAUUCUUAAUCAUUUUCAGUGCCUGCUAAGUGUCUUGAUAUCUUUUCUGUGCUCUUCUCUCCCAUAUGGUCCUUGCUAUCAUUGUGUGUCAUCAGCUACAUCUAAUGGCAGAGGACAGUAAUAUAUUUUAUAAAGACUUCAGUUUCUGAAAGUUUCUAGUAGCAGCAGUUUUCCCUUUCAUAGCCCCAGAAAAGAUGAGGAAGGUUACUGAUGUCUUCUGAAGGUUGAGGUCACUUUUCCAAGCGUUUAUUUGUCUAGAAAAUACUUCUAUAGCAAAAUACCCUACAAUGGUAAAGUACAAGAAGCAGCUCCAGGUCAAGGAGCUCCCCUUUAUCUCCUGCAGGAAGGAGGCAUCACUGCUCUGUGCUUACGUACUGGGAGCUGCUAUGCUUUGGAAGACUGCUGGCUUAAUCAUCUCUGUUUUGUUAGGCUGCUGUGUCUCCUGGAGGUAGAAAUGCAGGAGCCUCACAACUGCAGGUUGUAUCUGAAAUCACUGUACGCUUUCUCUUGAUGCUGAGCCUCCAAACCAGCGGCAGUGGAAACAGAUACUGUGUCCGGGCUCCAGACACUCGCUGUUGGGCUGAAACACGCGGAUCGCCGGAGCUGUAGUCCUGACAGGACGUGUCGACCUUUCCACCUAAUGCCAAAAGAGACUGUGGGAGGAGAAUGUGCACCUGCCUGGUUUGGUGUCCGGCCUUAGCCGUGGCUGCAGCUGUGACUGAUGUGCGGCGGGAGCUGGCAGAUGCUCCCCAGAUCUCUGUACCUUGUGAACCGAAUGGAGUUGAUGAAAAACAGUUCUCGUGUGCAGCCCCGUGCGUCCAGGGCGCGAGCUGAGCUGUGGUGCCUGCAGCUGCUACGGAUUAGCCUCUGCGGGAGUCCCGGGGCCCGCGGGGUGCCUGGCCCAGCCAGUAAAGCUCCUGGUUACAAA